Molecule: messenger RNA, 2886 nt
Organism: Daldinia vernicosa
Lineage: Eukaryota; Fungi; Ascomycota; Sordariomycetes; Xylariales; Hypoxylaceae
Product: armadillo-type protein
Exons: 2
Coding region: 124-2583 (819 amino acids)
Biological process (GO): actin cytoskeleton organization
Molecular function (GO): actin binding; small GTPase binding
Source: RefSeq, a predicted model, not a curated record
GCAUGGCCAACAAUCAACGCUUUAUCUUAGUAACAACAUUAACAACAUAUUUGCUUUGCUUCUGCUUCUAAAUAUUUGCUCUGUCGUCAAUCUAGACGACGAGCAUUGUAUUAAUCAGGCGUUAUGGCAUCAUCAAUCAACGAGUAUCAUGUCUCUGCAAACAUUGGUCCUAGUGCUGGACGACCGCAACAGCAUCAGCGCUCUAAAUCCAAAGGCAACAUUCUCAAAACUUGGAUACACAGACGAAACAAUUCCGAUGGCUCUCCUCUACCACCUACCGAUUUAAUCCCUCCAAACUAUGUUCCAGAAUCAUCCUCAUCCAGACAAGAGAUAGGUGGAUUUCCAAAUUUCUCUCGUCCGGCUGCCCUCAGCGAGAUCCAGCAGAAUCAAAUUAGCAUUGUUCCUCGAUCACCACCCAAACAGUACGAGCUACCGAGUGCUCCAUCAUCCCCAACCAAGAAGAGCUACAACACAGUAUCAGCGAAACCAAUGACUACGAGGGAAGCGGAGAAACUGGCCAAGCUGGCCAAGCAGAACGAAGGCAAACCUAAGAAAACAAAGUCCGCCACGAACCUCGUAGGCUUCCUAAGUCGCCCCAAGAGUACGAAGAAUCUACAAGCAACGGCUACCGAAGACGAGACGCCUUUCAAAAAGAACAAAGAGAAUCACCCCCCCUAUGAUACACCCCAGCGACCUCCCAUCUAUGCUCAAUUCGCGAGCGGCGCGCUAGAGAAGCAGACUGAUCAGGAUUGCGCGAAGAAGAAUACCCACAGCCUGGAUGUCCCUAGCUACCCCUCCUCGAAGAGUGGCGGGUCGAGCACCCGCGCCGGAAAAGAAAGACCUAAAUCGUACCACGCGCCCUUCAUCCAGUCCCCCGACAUGCGGAACAGCGGGAGCAGCGGCAACAGCGGCAAGACCUCGCCGUCUAAGAUACACCGUGGUCUCAGACUGUUCACCGGCGGCUCCGGGUCGCAAAGCAGGCCCACUUCGGCCGGGCCUGUCGAGCCCGUCCUCGACCCCAAAGACAUCGACAAGCACCUCGAGGCUAUGCUAGACCGAAGAAAUAUUCCCGAGCACCAGAGGUACAAGAUGCGCAACCUGGCGGAUACUAUCAAGAUGGAGUUCAUAAGGCAGGACUGGGCUGAGAGCCGCGGCCUGCAUAGCGCUCGGCCCGAGAGCCACGGUAGCGACUCGAGCAUCAGCGUCGCGCAGGCGAACGAGAACCGCAAGACGAAGAAAUCCCGAGGCCGGAGCUUUACAUUAUCGCGGGGCAAGAAAUCGGGCACGUCUUCCCCCAAAAAGCAGAAGGGCGAAGGCUCCAUAGGACGGCACUUUCGCAGCCGGUCCACGGACAGCGUCGCCAGCGAGCGGCCUUGUUCCGCGGGGUCGGGUACCGGUGGCGGCAUCUUUUCCAAGGUGAAGUCGCAGCAGGGCCCCGUAGACUUUGUCGCCUACCUGCGUAAGGUCCAGAAGCCGCAGUCGGUGGAGGUCGGCAAGCUACACAAGCUGCGCCUACUGUUACGCAACGAGACGGUGGCGUGGACGGAGGAAUUCAUACGACAGGGCGGGAUGCAGGAGAUCGUGGCGUUGCUGCAUCGUAUCAUGGAGGUCGAGUGGAGAGAGGAACACGAAGAUGCUCUUCUGCAUGAAAAUCUCCUCUGCCUUAAGGCGCUGUGCACCACAGCCCUCGCACUGCAGUACCUCAAUUCGAUCCAGGCAACGCUGUUCCCGGCCCUGCUACACAUGCUCUUUGACCCAGAGAAGAAGGGCCCCAGCGAGUUCACCACUCGCAAUAUCAUCACCUCUGUGUUAUUCACUUACAUACAAUCUGCCGCCCCCUCUGACCGUCCUGUCCGCGCCAAGACGGUACUUGGCCACCUACGCGACCCAGAGCCGAAUGAAGCAGAACGACCAAUCGGUUUCGUCCUCGAUAUGCACCGAGAACGUCCCUACCGUGUGUGGUGCAAGGAGGCCGUUGGUGUCACCAAGGAAGUAUUCUGGAUAUUCCUGCACCACCUCAACGUGGUCUACCUGCCGCAAGAAAAGGAGGCCAAGGAAAGGGCUGGCCCGUCCGGAAUCGACAGCGCUACUUACAUGCAGACGCAUUUCCCGCAGGAAAGGCCCCCGGUCCCUGCUGCCCCUUAUGUCGGCGGUGUCGAAUGGGAUGCUACAAACUAUCUAGCUUCGCAUCUCGACCUCAUGAACGCGAUUAUUGCCUGUACCCCAACAGCAGAGGAGCGCAACGCCCUGCGCGGCCUGUUUAACAUCUCGGGCUGGGAGCGCUGCAUGGGAGGCAGCUUGCGCCUCUGCAAGGAGAAAUUCUACCCGGGCGUGCAUGACGGGCUACGGACCUGGGUAGCCGCCGCGGCCGAAGACGGCUGGGACGUGCGAGGCGUGCGCUAUGGACCGCCUGCCGAGUCCAAAAGCCCGCGCAAGAACCAGGCGGGAGGCGGUGGGAAUAAAGGUAAGAAAAAGGAGGAGGCGCCGCCACGGAUCGACAUGCCAAAAUUCAAUCUUGGCUCCGACGCUGCACGUAGCGCGGCUACUCCCGCAGCACGGUCAAGCGAGAACUGGCUCUCGUAGCUUCGCGAAAAACCUGGUUGCAGAGCUAGGGGCCAACAGCACCGACGAUCCUUUUGGAGAAAGAAUAGAGGACGCCUCGUGCUGGAAAAUCAUAGUGCUAACAACACAUUGUCUUGGCUAGGAGUCUUACGCAGAGCUGGAUGGCGGUAUUCAUGUCAAUGUACUGUAUUUGGAGUUUCUUCAUUGGGUCUCAGGGGUGUUUUAUUCGCGGGAGGGGUGUUUUUUUUUUUCGUUGUCACGCCUCAUGAUAUUGGGUUUCCAUCUUUCCUCAUCACUUGGUAAUGAAGUCCGGUUGGACACACG